Messenger RNA from Dendronephthya gigantea, 1143 nucleotides. RefSeq lists its product as uncharacterized. Gene Ontology annotation, biological process: DNA recombination; DNA integration. The record is from RefSeq and is a predicted model, not a curated record. Bases 260 to 1093 code for a protein of 277 amino acids. Gene Ontology annotation, molecular function: DNA binding. The transcript has 2 exons. Lineage: Eukaryota; Metazoa; Cnidaria; Anthozoa; Malacalcyonacea; Nephtheidae.
AUGGCAGGACAGGUCCAUCGACGUAAUCAGAGGCAAUUUCUUCCUCGCGAACGACAAACUCGAAAAACCCCGAAAGCCUCAGACCUUGAAGGCCUAUAUAAUAUCCCUUAAGUUGUUUUUUCAGUUUCUGCUUGCAAGAUCAGAGACUGUAAAACGAUUCAUUAAAUUGGAAAACCGCGAUCUCGAGCUCGUCAGAGCAGCGUUGGCGAGAGUUGAAGCCUGGGCCCCGAACUACAAGGUCGCCUCAGCAAAAAGGAGGAUGGAGGUGAAAGAAAAGGGUGAAGAAGAGCUUCUUUCUCCUGAGGAGUUCAAAAGCUUAAAUGAUGGGCAUGUCGCAAACGAAAUAAAAAAGUUGUUCCAGGUCGCUAAAAAAAAGCCUGAAGCCAUUUCUCAAAAAGAUUUUUCCAGAAUGAGGGAUUAUGUAAUUCUUCACGUAACUAUGGGGAGUGGUCAGCGAUAUGGUGCCAUUGCGAACUUGAGUGUGAAAGAUUUCAAGCAGGCAGAGAGGAUUAGCGGCGAUGGCGAGGACGAGUUGUAUCGCACCAAGACCAUACGACACAAAACUGGAUCGAUUGGGCCUGCCAAAUUGUUUUGGCAUAAAGAUGUAAAGGAAAUGGCAGAAAUUUACCUCAAAGGUCUCCGGCCAGUCUACGCGAACGAACAGUCCGUUGUUGCAGCAAAGCCAGGGGUUGAACCUGAGCAAGCAAUGUUCAUUACGAUUAAUGGGAAGGCUAUGAACGAAAGCGUGAUCAGCACUGCCAUUACACGCCUGGGGAAGAGCAUGAACGAUCAAAUUCAAGGGAACCUGAUCCAAUCCAGACUCAGGAAGUCGAUCAUAUCCACCCACAGGAAAGUCGGUAGCACCAUUAGCAAGGAGCUGAUGGCAUCCCAAAUGACUCACUCCGUGAAGACAGCCGACCAAUAUUAUGAUGUGAGGAACACUGAUCGAGUAGACAGCGAGAUGGCAGAGUUCCUCCGUCAAAUAACUUCAGGGGGUGAAAAUCAGAGCAAGGAAUCCUCUAGUUGUCCUGCAGCGGAGUGCUCAGAAGAGCCCAAAACAUCAAUGGUAAAGUACACUGAUAAUUCGGAUUAACUGCUUUCUCCCUUCCGCUCUUUACACUCACAAUUAAUCCACAUUAAAAG